Molecule: messenger RNA, 2063 nt
Organism: Pocillopora damicornis (cauliflower coral)
Lineage: Eukaryota; Metazoa; Cnidaria; Anthozoa; Scleractinia; Pocilloporidae
Product: splicing factor 3B subunit 4
Biological process (GO): positive regulation of mRNA splicing, via spliceosome
Cellular component (GO): U2 snRNP; nucleolus; precatalytic spliceosome
Molecular function (GO): RNA binding
Source: RefSeq, a predicted model, not a curated record
GUUGUUAAUUUCAGCAUGGCGGCCGGACCGAUAGCCGAGCGCAAUCAAGAUGCCACAAUUUAUGUGGGUGGAUUAGAUGAAAAAGUUGCAGAAACCCUCUUGUGGGAACUGUUUCUUCAAGCUGGACCAGUUGUGAAUGUGCACAUGCCUAAAGAUCGCAUCACCCAGCUUCAUCAAGGGUAUGGGUUUAUUGAAUUCCUUGGCGAAGAGGAUGCUGAUUAUGCCAUCAAAGUGAUGAACAUGAUAAAAGUAUAUGGGAAGCCAAUUAGAGUGAACAAGGCAUCAGCGCACAAUAAAAACCUUGAUGUGGGUGCCAACAUUUUCAUUGGCAAUCUUGAUCCAGAGAUUGACGAGAAACUGCUGUAUGACACAUUUAGUGCUUUUGGAGUUAUUCUUCAAACCCCAAAGAUCAUGCGGGAUCCUGAGACUGGUAACUCCAAAGGCUUUGCAUUCAUCAACUUUGCAAGUUUUGAAGCAUCCGAUGCUGCCAUGGAAGCUAUGCACGGGCAGUACUUGUGCAAUCGACCAAUUACAAUUUCUUAUGCCUUUAAGAAGGAAUCAAAGGGUGAGAGACAUGGGUCUGCAGCAGAGCGUCUAUUAGCAGCACAGAAUCCUCUUGCCCAAGCCGACAGACCUCAUCAGCUGUUUGCAGAUGCACCUCCAGUUCCUGCUGCUUCUGUAGCACCACCAGCAGUUACCUCAAUCAUGCCCCCUGCAGUCAUGGCUGUACCUCCACCUUCUGCCAUGCCCAAUAUGCCCAACAUGCCUCCUGGUGCACCACCAAUGCCACCUGUUCCACCGGGUAUGCCUCCUCCUGGUAUGCCUCCUCCUGGCAUGAUGCCACCUGGCUUCCCACCACCAGGAAUGUUCCCUCCACGAAUGCCCGGCAUGCCUAUGAUGCCUGGACCUCCUGACCAACUACCACCCCCACCCCCACCUGGUGCACUUGGUCCACCAGGCCAAAUGCCACCUCCACCCCCUCCCAUGGAGGGAGGUCAGUUUAUGCCACCUGUGCCGCCAAACAUGCCACCACCUCCUCAGCCUCUUCUUGGUCAAGGACCGUCAUCAGAUCAAGGAAAUCUUUUAUCAAGGCCUCCUCAUUCACAGUUCCAACCUCCUGGCAACAGACCACACCCGCCAAAUGAUAUGGGACCAACAAGCGGAAUACCAAGUCUUCUUGGGCCUCCUCCUAUGCCUUUUGGGAUGCCUCCUCGAGGUCCUUUUCCGCCACCUCGCUUUGGGCCCCCUCCACCUCAUUAACAAAUAAUGUACCUUAAAAAAACCUUCGUUAACUUCAGCUAAAAGUGUUAGAAGUAGGAGAUUCAUCAGCUACACAGCUUUUUGAGCGCAUGGAAACGGAUGACUGUUGUGUAGGGAAGGAGAUCAAUGGCGACCGUUCUUGUACAGACCACAGCGAAAUAUGGUUUUGCUGACGGCAAAUUGUGUUUUCAGACAGACGUCGCCUUUGUUUUGUUUUUUUCUUGAGAACGUUGUUACGCAAAGUACACCGAAAACAUGUUUAUCUGGGAAAAGAAGAGAAAGAACUCCCUAACAAGCCCUUUUUCCUUCUGUUUGUAAAUAAAAAUGUCUCGUACUUUGAGGAACGUCCUUUUCUGCCAUUAUUGUCCCAGUCCUGACCUUUAUUAACUUUAUAAGACGCUAUAUUGUCUCUUGUAAGAGACUUUAGAGUCUCGUACAGUUACGCGGGCCAGUACGAUCAAAAUUACUUCAAUUCCAAACAUGUGAUGCUCUUUUAAACAUGGCUGAUCUUAGCAGUGUGCACGACGCGUGUCACGUAUGAAUUUCUUCAUGGCCAAGCUCACCAAUGAGUCCUUUGAAGCGCAGUGGUUUGGUGUCCGAGCGCGAAAUCAGAAUGUCUCGGGUAAGACGGGCUUAGUAAUUUCGAUGCCCCUACGUGAGUUGCAUAGCAACCGACCCUUCACGAUAAACUUUCCUUUGUCAGUUGCGGGAUCAACUUUUCAUUUUAAUCGCCUCGUUUUGUUGCCAACUUAACGAUUUCCUAAGUUGUACGUUAAAAAAAAAAUGAAAAAAUGUAAAGAGUU